UUAUCGUAGUUCCGUCGCCAAAUGUCACUCCCAGCCCGGGUGUUGCCUUUGUUGAUAAGGCUAUAUCGCUAAAUAACGCACAAAUUUUACACAAAACUCGCCACCGCCGCCCCCAUUUCGUUAACUUUGUGUUCCGUUGAGUGUCGCGUCCCCGUUUUCGCACCUAACCUAAAAUGUGGAAAGCCGCCGCCGGCCAGCAGAUCAGCCUCAGCGAGCAGCCCGCCGAGGACGACGAGUGGGAGACCGACCCCGACUUCGUCAACGACGUCAACGAGCAGGAGCAGCGAUGGGGCUCCGCCACCAUCGCGGGCUCCGGCCGCACCGCCGGGGCCAUCGACAUGAGUCAACUCAGAAAGGAAACGGAAGAGGCGGACGCCCUCAAGAAAAAGAAACAAAUGAUGGAGGACCCCAGCAACCCGUCUUUCGGGUACGGGGGCAAGUUCGGGAUCGAGAAGGACCGGAUGGACCAGUCGGCAGUGGGGCACGAGUACGUGGCGAAGCUGGAGAAGCACGCGUCGCAGAAGGACUACAGCGCGGGGUUCGGGGGGAAGUAUGGGGUACAGACGGAUAGAGUAGACAAGAGUGCCGUCAGCUGGGAGCACAAAGAAAAAGUCGAAAAGCACGCGUCCCAGAAGGACUACACCUCCGGAUUCGGCGGCAAAUUCGGGGUCCAAACCGACCGACAAGACAAGUCGGCUGUGGGCUGGGAUCACGUGGAAAAAGUGGAAAAGCAUGAGUCACAAAAAGAUUACGCCAAAGGCUUCGGCGGAAAGUUCGGCGUCCAGUCCGACCGACAAGACAAAUCGGCCGUGGGUUGGGAUCACCACGAAGCGCCUCAAAAGCACGAAAGUCAAACCGAUCACAAGAUCGGAUUCGGGGGAAAAUUCGGGCUCCAAACCGACAGAGUGGACAAAUCCGCCGCCUCCUUCAACGAGGAGCCGGCGAAAGUUGGAACGAACUACACCAAAGUGAAACCGGACAUCGGCAACGCCCGACCGGGAGACUUGCGGGCCAAAUUCGAACACAUGAGCUCGCAGGACAAACCCGAGGUGGAACGGAUGUCCACCCCGAAGAAGAUCGUUCAUGCUAAAGCGGUCAUGUUCGCCACCAAAAGCACCGAAGAAGUGUCUCAAACACCAACCCCCCCUAGGUCACCCAAAGUGCUCGAUUCAUCAAAAACGGCGUUUUUGACGCAAACUAGUCCAGCGGAGGCGCCUCGUCUGGAACGAGUGGCCCCCGGACAGUUGAACCCGUCGAAACUAGCCCAGUUUACUAAUCAAAAUAGUAGUGACGAGACGAGGGAAAAUGGUGCCCGAGUUCCGAAAGCUUUGGAUGAAUCAAAGACGGCUUUUCUCACGCAAGAACGGGACGAGGAGUGGGGAGAGAGGACGACGCCUGGCCAACUAGACCAGAACAAGAUGUCGCACUUCGGGGCGCAGCCGAGUACGAGGAGUAGCAACCAAGCGAGCGCAAUCAAUGAAGAAAUCCAGCAGCUGAAGGAAAUCCAACAGUUGAAGCAACACGAAGAAGAGGAGGAGGAAAUUUACGAGAAUGUGGCGAAUGCGACUCAGAGUAGUGUGGAGCAAACUUCUCCCAGUGAGGAGGAGGUGGUGGAGAAUUACUACACUGCGGAGGAGAUCGUGGAUACGGGUAUUUCCGCUAUAGCUCUCUAUGAUUAUCAGGCGGCUGCUGAUGAUGAGAUAUCGUUCGACCCGGAUGACGUAAUCACCCAUAUUGAAAAAAUCGACGAAGGGUGGUGGAGGGGCUUGUGCAAAGGAAAGUAUGGGUUAUUCCCAGCCAACUACGUGCAAGUCAAUGAGUGAUAGAAUAGAUGCUUUAAAAGGCCUACAAGUACUUACUUUGUUUAUUUUUUUAUGUUCAUGGUUUUUAUUCAAAUGAUAUCGUUGUAUACAUGCUUCCAUUCAUAAGUUUUAUAAUAAAUGAUAAAUCAAA
Messenger RNA from Zophobas morio, 1953 nucleotides. RefSeq names its product src substrate cortactin. The record is from RefSeq and is a predicted model, not a curated record. Gene Ontology annotation, molecular function: actin filament binding. NCBI's taxonomy places the organism in Eukaryota, Metazoa, Arthropoda, Insecta, Coleoptera, Tenebrionidae. Bases 174 to 1823 code for a protein of 549 amino acids. The transcript is spliced from 7 exons. Gene Ontology annotation, cellular component: actin filament; site of polarized growth; cortical actin cytoskeleton. Gene Ontology annotation, biological process: regulation of actin filament polymerization.